AUGCCUGCAAAUCCUAGGAUUGAGGUCAGCGUUCGCCGUGAGAUUCAAAUCCUGCGCUUGACCAAUAUCAACCCUCAAUCUUUGGUCAAUAUAAACUUUUCGUUGCGGAAUUCCAAUAACGAAUGGGCGGUCGUCUCGUAUGACGAUGAUUUGGCUACUGCUGCCGGUCGGGGAUACGAACAAAUGGCGAGCCUGACCCCUUUAGAUGAAGAGCCUGUCGCCGCAAUUAACGAGUCUGCCGUCGUCGUCCAGCAUCACGCAUAUUGCUGGAAGCUUAAGUGGCUGAGUCAGUGCAUCAAUACCCGCCUCGGUCCUAGCCGGUACCCCGCUGGUCGGCGCAAGAUGGUGAUCGUCGCCAAAUUCCCCUGCGUGACCCUCGCCAUUCACGAGGAGGUCGCUUCAAUGAUGCCAUUAUCACGCGCAGGCGAUGAACUGGGUUUGCGUUUUCGCUUCGAGGGUAUGGGCGCAGACCCAAGAAUGGUUCUUUUCAUCUCCGGAGGCAACAACUUGUCGAUAACAAAGUCCGGGUUCCCUGCUUCAUUGGAAUACCGCGCGGCCUACAUCGAUAAAUUGAGUUUCUCUUUGCGUAAAGACACAAAGCGAAGAGAAACUUCCUUCGACAUAACGUUCGAUUCGCUUGGAGGUGUCACCAACAGCCUUUUUCCAUCACAGAGCGACAAGGACACCGAAGCUUUGCGAUGCCACAUGAGAGACAUAGCUGCACCCAGGGCUCGAGUUCAUUUCGUAUUUCGAGCACCUACAGACGACGUGGAACGACAGUCAUCUCGAAGCCAUGAAGACUUGUUUCCCAAUUCACUGGAAUCAGUUCGAUUCCCUUGGAGGCGUGACAACGGCCUUUAUCCACCACCGACCGAUAAUGGGACAGAAUCCUUGCUGUGUCAUAUGAAAGGCAUUGCUGCUCCGAGGGCUCGUGUUCAUUUUGUGUUCCGAGCGUCUACGGAUGAUGUGGAACGCUACAACCUCAGGGGUCAUCUGGAAGCAAUGAAGUCGCGUCCUCUGAUUCCCUGGGACCAGUAUCGCAGUCAAACCAGACACACUGCGUUGACUCAGUUUGGACAGGUACUCAGCCGCGACAAAGUCGUUGAGAAAUGGGGUGACGCUGGCCUCCACAAAGUCCCCGCCGCCGAUUCCUUUUUCGAUAUGGAUGAAGCACUGGUCAAGUUGGUCUAUGGUUCAGUGCUUGAUUUCAAUCACUCCAUUGUCGAAUUCAGCCAUUUCAAGUUGACACCCGCGACUCGAUGCAAGGACAUGAGUGUCAUCCUGGAUCGAAAGAGUUAG
Messenger RNA from Talaromyces atroroseus, 1299 nucleotides. RefSeq lists its product as hypothetical. NCBI's taxonomy places the organism in Eukaryota, Fungi, Ascomycota, Eurotiomycetes, Eurotiales, Trichocomaceae. The record is from RefSeq and is a predicted model, not a curated record. The transcript is spliced from 4 exons. The coding region runs from base 1 to 1299 and encodes 432 amino acids.